Eucalyptus grandis is the source of this 5352-nucleotide messenger RNA. Its product is annotated as disease resistance protein RUN1. Gene Ontology annotation, biological process: signal transduction; defense response. The transcript is spliced from 8 exons. NCBI's taxonomy places the organism in Eukaryota, Viridiplantae, Streptophyta, Magnoliopsida, Myrtales, Myrtaceae. Bases 81 to 2957 code for a protein of 958 amino acids. The record is from RefSeq and is a predicted model, not a curated record. Gene Ontology annotation, molecular function: protein binding.
UAUCCCUGGCAGCCGAACCGAGCCAUCUUUUUGUUUGACAAAGGAAACCACUGUCCACGCCCCCUUCUUCCAGCAGCGAAAUGGGAGGACAACACGAGGAUGCUAAGCCCUCUGCUUCGUGCCCCUCCGUGGUAGGAAACAAUUACCCCGUGUACUUGAGCAUCAGUGGCGCUGAUGCUGGCACUGGCUUUGUCCAUAGCCUCUACGACAGACUCAACGACGUGGGCCUGAGGAUCCGUCCAAACUUCCGGUCCAGAGAUGACGACGACCUCCCCUCCGGUAAGGAAUUUGCUGAAGAUCUUAUCAGUGCAAUCACGCACUCUAAGGUUUCAAUCCCAGUCAUCUCCAAAAAUUAUGUUGCGAGUGAAUGGUGCCUCCGCGAGCUCAUUCAUAUAAUGGAGCGCGUGGAAAGUGGAGAACAAAAGGUCUUGCCCGUGCUUUACAAGGUGGAAGCCGAGGAUGCCCGCACACUAAAGGGGGCCUUUGGAGAGGCCUUCCAAUCCAGUAUGCAUCUUUUUAAGGAGGAUGUCAAGCAACGAGGGAAGGAAGCGCUCAAAAAGGCAGUUGCUUCUACAAUAUUCGAAUCAGAGAAAUUUGCCAGAGGGCGCGAAGGUGAAUUAGUUAAAGAACUAGUAGAAAUAAUCAUGCGCGAGCAGCAAGAUGAUUUUCCACCAUCUCUUCCCAUGGACUUGGUUGGAAUUGAUGAUCAAGUCGCUGAGGUUAGGAAAUUGGUGGAUACUGCUUAUCCUGACGCUCGAAUUAUUGGGAUUUAUGGGACAAGUGGUAUUGGAGGGCUUCCCUUAGUUCUCAUGGUUAUGGGUUCACUUCUCAAAGGAAAAGAAGAUCAAAGAGUGUGGAAAGAGAUGCUGGAGAAAUUGAGGAACGUGCCCACUACAGCAGUACAACAAAAGUUGAGGGUAAGCUACAACACACUAGAACAUGAGGAACAACAGAUGUUUUUAGAUAUAGCAUGUUUUUUAAUUGGUACCGACAAAAGAAUUGCCUCUUACUUGUGGGAUGAUCUCAAGUUUUUCCCACUUUCCGGAUUGGGAAAAAUGUUCACACGUUCGUUAAUAAAGUAUAAUGAUGACAAUGAGUUGAGAAUGCAUGACCUACUAAGAGAUCUAGGUAGAAGUAUCGCCCGUCCUGCGGAUAAGAAGCCUUGCGAUUGUAGCAGACUAUGGGACAAGGAAGCUAUGGCGGUUCUAGGAAGCGAGCAAAACGAAUAUAUUGAGGCACUACGUAUGGACGAAAAUGGGUCAAGCAAGUUCAUGGAGCAGGACAGCUUUAAAAGAUUGCCUAAACUGAAGUUCCUUCAUGUGAGUGCUGUGGAUUUUGCUGGACAUUCAGAGGAAUCGCUUUGUGAAUUAAGAUGGCUAAAGUGGGAGAGCUGUCCUCACUCACUCAAGGCGACCGGUGUUCAUUUGGAGAAAUUGCUUGUGUUUGAUUUAUCAGGUGGUAAUAUUCAUGAAAAUUGGGAAGGAUGGGGUUCAAUCAAGAUGGAGAGGCUGAAAGUUCUUAAUCUCUCAUCGUGCUCCAAUUUAAAGACCACCCCUAAACUCUCCGCAUUUAAAAGUUUAGAGAUGCUGAUCCUGGAAUAUUGUCAGAAUUUGGAGGAAAUCGACCCUUCCGUUGGAGAUGUCAAGUGCCUUGUUUCCUUGAACUUGAGGUACUGUGGGAGUCUGAAGAAGUUACCUGCCCAACUGGGUCAACUAAAAGAAUUGGGAGAACUUCUCAUAGACGAGACUGAUAUAAAAGAAAUCCCUCCAUGUAUAGGAUCUCUGAAGAAGCUGAAGAUGCUUAGUGCUGUUGGUUGUGGUUUGCUGACUCAGAUUCCCAGCUCAAUAAGCCGUCUGGUAAAUUUGUCAACCCUGAACUUGACCACCUGUAAAACAUUACAAGAACUUGGCUCCUUCAAGGCUCUUGGGGAAUUGCGGCGCUUGUAUUUAGUGUGCUGCUACAGGUUGAAACAGCUCCCUUCUUCAAUUGGGGAGUUGGAAAAGUUGGUUGAGCUGGACUUGUCACAUACAAGAAUUAAGGAAUUACCCGAAUCCAUUGAGAAAUUGAAGAACUUGAAAAUUCUGAGGAUUUCUCAUAGCGAGAUAGAAAAGUUACCGAGCUCUAUUGGAAAAUUGGAAAGCCUCCAAAAGUUAGAUGCCUCAGGCUGCCAUAAACUAGAAGGACAAAUUCUUGGUGACAUAGGUGGAUUGUCUUGUCUACGGACCCUAUAUUUAGGUAAAGCAAGAAUUUCUCACUUGCCAGAAAACUUUGGUAAGCUUUCUACUCUCAACCACCUUGAUUUACUUUACUGUAGUGAGCUUGAGUCACUGCCAGACCCUCCUUCUGGCUUAUCAUCCCUGCAGCUCACCUGUCGGAGCAACACACUUCCUUCUCUCUCUCACCUAAGUAAUCUAAAGAAGCUCACCCUUCACUGUUGCAUGUUUCUUGAAAGUAUCCCUGAGCUUCCCUCUAACAUACGCAAGCUUCAUGUUUGGAAAUGUCCUAAGUUGAAAAGAUUGCCAGAUCUUUCGAAUUUGAGAUCCUUGAUGGAAAUAGAGCUCUUGCAAUGCUAUGAGCUCUUGGAAUUCAAUGGUCUGGAAGCUUUAGAAUCCCUAACAAAGUUGGACGUAUCUACUAGCACACAGUUGCUCAACCUCAACGACUUUGAAGAUUUGGAGUUGUGGACUAACUUAGACCCACAAAGCUAUGAUGGAGAGGCAGAUAAUCUCCACGAGUUACGAGGGAUUAGCCACUUAAAAUCCCUGGAAGUGUUGAAUAUCUCUGGACGCAAGCACAUUCAACGACUGGAUCUUUCGAAAUCGGAGCAUCUGAAACGAUUGAUUGUUAAUAAUUGUGAAAGCUUAAUUGAAAUUCACUGUCAUGAUAAGAUAGAAUCCCUUGAACACUUUGAUAGAAAUGGGUGCAAGUCACUCACAAUACCAGACUUUUCAGCAUGACUAUAAGAUGCAAGCGGUGCCAAAAAAAAAUUGAGCUGAGAACACUGCACCACAUGACAGAAUUAUGAAGAAGAUUCAAAUUAUGGCAGCAUGAUGAAGAUCUGAUUCUGGAGAUCGCUGAAGUCUCCUAGUGAACAUAUAUAUGUUUGGUCAUUGUUUGAUGAUGACAAUGUCUACACCUCAGAGGCUUUAAACGAACAGAGGAUGUUUACUGUAUUGUGGCUGAAAGUGUCAGAUCCAAACCAAAAGUAUGGAGACCAUCCUUAAAUCAACUGCGUUGCUUUCAUGUCCUAUGGAUAAAAAUGACAAGUAACCAAUGGGGAGCUAGACAGGAUUUGCUUCGCUGCUAGUGAAUGGAAUUGAAAAUUCAGUCCUGCAAUAACCAGUUGUGGUUUCAGCUAGAAAUGUGCACCAUUUUGGCUAGGCUGAUGGCAGGGACAAAAUCUUUGGAGCUCUCAGGUAUUACCCAGCUUUUUAUGGCAGUGAAAUGAAGUGGGAGGAGCUGUGCAUAUGAUUUUAAAUUCUGUGGAGGGCUUAAUUGUUACUGCCUCAGAGGCAAGGACUUCCAACUACAACUGUAAAAUUGACAUAGGAAUAGCUCAUUGACAAUAUUAGGAGUGCUGAUUAACUUGGAAGAUACUAGUCAUGUUCUUUUAUUAUCAUUUGCACGAUAGUUUGAUGGGUGUCUUUGAAUCCUGAUGAGAGAAAUCGUGUUCUUUUAUUAUCAUUUACACAAAGAAUAACAGAAUGAUGGAGUAAUACAUAUGCUUCAUGUGGAAAUGUGAAGAAUAUUUGCAUGAUGGCAGCACGACAAAGAUCAGAUUCUGGAGAUCGUCUGUGGUUUGUAGUAAAUGUAAAUAUAGCCGGUAAAGUAUCAUAUUCAGUUGUGAGUACCUACUUCUCAAUAGUAUUUUCAGUUUGGCAUGGGGCUUUACAUGUCAAUGUUGGUUUUCUGUCUUAUUUCAAGGAAUCUCGGGGAGAUUGGUUGACCACAUGAAUGUGAUGCUUCAGCAUCAUCUGGUUCAUGAUCCUGGUGGGAAUGAAAAUAGAAAAGAAUGCCUUUGAAGUACAUUGCAUGUCAUUAUACAUCAUCAGUCACAAAGAAAGACUCUUCAUCCUUGACAUGACACGAAUAUGUUCUUAUGCAAACAGAGAGUAUUACCUUUUUCCAAGUUCUAUUAAAGUUGGUUUCCUAGAGCAUAGGAUGUUCAUCAUGUGAUUCUUCGAUUCAUUCAUGCAUAAUAAAAAAAGAUCUUCAUUACUUGUUAGGAAAAAUUCCACCCAAAAACUUAAUCUAUUAGUUAGAGGUAGAGUGCAUGUAUAUAACCCCCGUUGAAUCCCUUUAUUCAACCAAUGUGGAAUAACACUUCUAAGAAUUGAUUCAUCAUGGCAACUACUCAUGUCUAUGUAGUUUUGAUAGCAUACUUUUGGUAGGUUAGAUCCACUUAUUCUGUCAUGGAUUAAUAAGCCACUAGAGGCACAAUCAUAAGCUAUUUACUUUUCUCGAAUCCAGGACACCGAUGUCGAGAUGAUGAAUUUCCAUGGAUCUAAACCUCGAGACAUAGAUUGCUCAAUCUGAUGGUGGAUUUAUGCCCUGAUCCCGUCAAAGACGAGAACUACAGUAUCUCUUGUCAAUGUCUCGAUCCGAUGGUGCGUGUGCUAUGCAGAGCUUGAAUAAGAGUGAAUAAAGGCUACGCUGACAAAACUUCAGGCGGACGAUUGGGGGAACUUACUGAUUGAUGUGGGUGCUUUAAGCUCUGUUCCUUUUUCUUUUGAGCAGCUGGAGGCAACCAGCGCGUUUGACAUGGACGCCGAAAAGAGGAGGUUCAUGGCUUUGGAGACUCGGAAAGAAAAGCGGUUGUGACGGAUUUGGAAAGCGACAAAGGUUGUGCGUUUCUUUACAGCUCGCUCAAGGGCCGUGAAUUCACGAGGAGACAGAGGGACCGCGGAUUCAGUGAGCAAAGUAUUUGAGGCCUCUGUUUUUCUCUGUAUCUGUUCCUCCAUGGAAUAAUAAGCAGAAAAGGAGAAGAGGAAAAGGCAGAGAGAGAUAGACGUGCGUCCACGGUUCACAUGAGAUAAAAAGACCGAUUUUUCCACUUGCCAAACACGACGAUUGGAAAAGCCACCAAUCGAUGCAGCACAAGCGUGAUUACAUGUCGCAAUGCAUUGCUUGUGACUCUAAUCACGAAACUACGGUUCAUCAUCCUUCACCAAAUUAGCUGUGAAUGAAGUGGUUUUGGUCAUUUUUCAUUCAGAUCUAAUUGAGAUACAACCCCGUUUGUGAAUCCCGUUUGUGACUUGUAAGGCGUAAUAUGGGGUUAUUUCCUUUUUUUCUUUUCAAUUUUCUCCUUGUCAGUUGUUCUUUCACACCCAAACAAAACCUUUUUUUAUACAA